Molecule: messenger RNA, 1980 nt
Organism: Tripterygium wilfordii
Lineage: Eukaryota; Viridiplantae; Streptophyta; Magnoliopsida; Celastrales; Celastraceae
Product: tyrosine-specific transport protein-like
Exons: 7
Coding region: 270-1799 (509 amino acids)
Biological process (GO): amino acid transmembrane transport
Source: RefSeq, a predicted model, not a curated record
AGAUACUUUCCAGGAGUUUUCUGAUUUCGUGGUCUUUGCAGUUUACUUUUGGGGGUUUCAGCCCACUUACUCAAACGGACUUUGGACCGAUCUAGAGCAACUCUGUCAUGGUGCAGGCUGUGAUAGUGAAGCCCGAAUUUAAAACUAACCCGGAGAUCAACGUUAGACUCAGCCUUUGGAUUCUAAGAUACCGUAUAUUCUGAUAUGGUCCACUUCUAAGAUAUUUGAAGCACUUGGAUUUAUAGUCCAUUCAUUCCCUUCUCUCUCUAAUGGAAUCUCAAUGCCUGUCAGCAUCUUCUUUCCUGCAUCCCAAAAUCCAAACAUACGCAGUAACAAAUCCUGCUUGGAAAGUCCAUCAGCAACAUAGUGUAUCAGUUUUCUUCAAAUCCAGAAUCAGUUCCUACCAUGUCUGUGCCUGUCAAUGGAUGCGAGAGGAAAAGUCUCCACCUUUUUCCCGGAAAACCUGUGUAACAAAGGCAAAGAGAGAUCGCAGUCAAGUGACAGAGGAAGCUGUUGAGGAAGAAGAAAAGAAGGGAACUAUUACUGGUGCUGUUGCUCUUAUAAUUGGUACCAGCAUCGGUUCAGGAAUUCUUGCUCUACCACAAAAAGCUUCUCCUGCUGGUGUGCUUCCAAGUUCAAUAUCAAUGAUACUGUGCUGGGCUUUUCUUCUGAUUGAAGCACUUCUGCUUAUUGAAAUCAAUGUGGCUCUGCGAAAAAAGAGGGGGAAGGGAGAAGGAGGGGGUGAAUUGGAAGUUAUAUCUAUAAGGACUAUGGCACAAGAGACACUAGGAGAUUGGGAUGGAACAUUAGCAACUGUGACCUAUGUCUUCUUGGGCUACACUUCUAUGAUUGCAUAUAGUUCUAAGUCUGGAGAGAUUCUCUUCCAUUUGAUAAAUCUUCCAGAGUCUGUCUCAAGCUGCUUCUUCACUGCUUUGUUCACAAUACUCCUCUCUGUUGGAGGCACCAAAACUACUGAUCAAGUCAACCAGUGGCUCACAGCUUCCAUGAUAGGCCUGCUAGUUGCAAUUGAGAUUCUAGCAGUUCAGUUUGGAGGGUGGUCGGGUUCGGUGGGAAGCGGCGACUGGGGAAAAGUUCCUGCCACCAUUCCUGUGAUCAUCUUUUCUUUGGUAUAUCAUGAUAUUGCACCUGUUCUUUGUGCUUACUUGGGUGGUGACCUCAAGCGACUAAGAGCUUCUGUUUUGCUUGGUAGCCUUGUUCCUUUGUUUGCCUUGCUUGUCUGGAAUGCCGUUUCACUUGGCCUUUCAGCGCAGGUAGAUCAAGUUGUUGACCCUGUUCAAUUGCUCAUGAGGGUGAAAUGGAGCGGGAUUUCAUAUAUGGUAGAAGCCUUUUCACUUCUUGCAGUUGGAACAUCACUACUUGGCACAUUAUUGGGUUUCUCUGAGUUCUUUAAGGAGCAACUUAAGAACCUCACAUUGACUUCUCCCUCUUCACAGAUUUUACAGGAACGAGAUAAGCCAUUUGAGCUGAAAAAAUGGUGGGAAAGAAACAACAUCACCUUCACAGCAAUGGCAGCCAUUGUCGCUCCAACACUGCUGGUUUCGAUUAGUGUUCCAGAUGCAUUCUCAGCUGCCACAGACAUAGCAGGAGGCUACUGCAUGACAAUGCUAUAUGGAGUUCUUCCCCCAGCAAUGGCUUGGGCAAGUCAUGGUACAGAGUAUGAGGAUACCAACCAGAACGUGUUAUCAAGAGCAAAGCCUGCACUUUUUGGAGUGGGACUAUUUGCAUGUGGUAUAGUUGCAGAACAAAUUCUACAAGAUGUCUUGGCAUUGCAGUCCUAGCAAGGCUAAAGAAAGAGUCCAUAUUCAAAUACUUGUUAAUUCAAUAGAAAAUUCCAUUAUAUUUGCCAUUUCUUUCCUGAUUUGUUUAGGAAGAAAUUAUUCUUACGAGCAUUAUUGAAUAGUAACGUGUGAAUGGUUCUGGUUUACUACUCCAGAAAUCUAUGAAGAGAAGCCUUGAAUA